Molecule: messenger RNA, 2049 nt
Organism: Symbiodinium sp. CCMP2456
Lineage: Eukaryota; Dinophyceae; Suessiales; Symbiodiniaceae
Source: the annotation of a GenBank genome assembly
AUGGACAAGCUGAAGGCUGCAAAAGCCAAGUCGUUUUGUGCCGGGUGUAAACGGAGGGGCCAUUGGCACAAGGACGCCAUUUGUCCCCUCAACCGUGGAAGUUCUGAAGCACAGGGAACUGUUUCGAGCUCGGCGACUACGGGAUCUACGGCGAGGACAAGCGGGAACACGAAGGAGUUCGCGAAGGCCCAGUACCCCUGCCACGUUGUCCAUGUGACUUGGGAGAUUGAGGGCUACCAGAACAAGGACCUGCUGGCCAUUACGGACACGGCAUGCUCGCGCUCGGUGGCUGGCGCGGCCUGGGUGGACACCUACGUGACCGAGGCCCGUCGACUUGAGUGUGAUCCUCAGUUCACCUCGUGCCGCGAGGCUUUCAAGUUCGGUGCUUCAAAAGUUUUCGUGGCGAGCUACGGGAUCCUUUUGUGCUUUGAGAUGGGCGGCUACAAGGUUGGACUGAAGGUGGCAGUGGUAAACGGGGAUGUGCCGCUCCUCGUCUCCCGCGGUGCUCUCGGCAAGAUGGGGAUGCUUCUGGAUGUUGCGGAAAAUCGAGCUACCUUCAAGGCCCUUGGCGUGAAGGAUCUACUUUUGGAGACUACUGAGACGGGGCAUCCGGCCUUCCAGAUCAAGCCCUCGCCCCUGCCAAAGGCAUUCGUCCAGGGCCCCGAGUGGGACUCAUCGGAGAUCAAGAUUGUCCCGCAAGCUGAGCCAUACAUGAGUGCACGUGCGAGCAGGGGUCUAUGCGAUGAUGGUGAUGAUGGGGUUGAUGCUUCGACGUCUUCGGGAUCCAGGAGCUGUUUGACUAGCUGGAUGGUGUACGUACAAGAUGAGGUGAUGAAGAAUGAUGGAACCCCAUUUCCUCGAACACCUCGUGGUAAGCCAGCUCUAGACUACGUGCCCCUGUUCUACUCUAAGAGAGUCGGGAUCGCUACAAGAAACUUGUUGCUGGAUGUGAACUUCAAUCCCGAAACCUUUGCUGCAUGGUGGUCAUCUACAAAUAUCUCGAACGACUUCUGGAUAGAAGAUGAAGAUUUCCUGGUCCGGGUGCAUGUGAUUCCGCGGAGGUCUUUCUUUAGCCCUAUGCACUGGAGGAGUUUCCUGCCGUACAUGGUCUGUGGAGUGAGCCUCGAGAUGAGUCUUCUUUCCCUGUUCUUUGGAUCGGAAGGAGUGUCUUUCGUAGACGACGAUCAAUGCCUGACCCUCCCGCACUUUGCCUUCCUUGCGCAGAUGGCCAGCAGCUCCGAUCUCCUGACAGCUCCCAUCGUGACCCGUCCGAAGACGCUGUCGGAGUUCACCAAGGCAGAGCUCCUCGCGGAGGCCAGGGCCCGGAAUCUAUGGAUCAACGAGAAGUGGACUGCGGUGGAGCUGCGUUCCGCGAUCCAAGAGGAUCGCCGCAAUCCGUCGGCGAACCAUCCGGCCAACGCGACAAAGGGGAUGUCGGCGAUGACCCUGGACCAGCUGAAAGCUCGUGCUUUGGAGCUGGGAUACCAUGUGCCGCCCUACGGGACCCGCGGGACGAUCAUGAGGAUCUUGAGGGACCAAGGUGGGAUGAGCUCGGAGUCGAUCCUCGGCUUCGGACGCUACGCCGGGAAGAUGUUCAAGGAGACCCCGCUGAGCUACAGGACGUGGGCUCUGCGCGAAGUGGAGUCGAACGACAACCCGUCGGAGGACUUGGUCAUGUUUGCCAACUGGUGGCAGGGCGAGCUCCACAGGUGGAACGACGAGCCUCCGUGGAGUUCCGAGAACAUCCGCUUCGACCCCGAGGUGAAUGCGACGGUUCCCUACGUGGAGGACGCGAGCUCAACGGCUUCGUGGGAUGUGCUUCAGCGCGAGGCUCUUGCCCCGCCGAUGACACCACAGGCCAAGGCCAAAGCUGCGAGCCACAUGAUGCAGGUCCCCAGGACACCAGCGAGACGGAGGCCCGCGGAUGGACCCCCAACACCGACGGCUACCAGGAUGGAUCAGGACCUCCCCACGGAUGUCAACGAGGAGGUUCGCUACCUGGAGGAGAGACUGGCGGUGCUGAAGGAUCAGCACGGGAUCCCGCCCUGA